AUGGACAAGUCUUACGAAGCCCAGGCCAGGUUCUGCCAAGGUAUGGAUCUAGGAUCGUUCCGCCAGCUGUUGCAGGCAGAUCUUCGUGCUGCUAAGCAAGAGAUUGAGGAAGCAGCUGCAACGGCAGAAGGAACGAGAACUGCAUAUGCUACGAGUGUAGCUGAUUCAGAAGCUACGCUACCUUGGGAUGGAGCGCCAGCUGCAAUGCAAGGAGACACACAGCGGGAUGAUGCAAUGGACGACUUCUUGAACAAGGAGCUCGAAAGGCUUAUCGAGGAAGAGGCGGCACUUCAGUCUGAAGCCCGUGAGAAGCAGGCUGCAGCACCUGAGAGUGCUGAAGGGCAAAAGCUUGAGAGUGAAAAUGAGCGAAUUCAGAGGGAAUACGAGGAGAGUGAGGAGAUCCGUCGUCUGCGGCAGCGGAUUACGGACCUUCAGGCCACAGGAAGCAUGCCGUCGUCGUUCACCGCCUUCAAGAUGGCAUUCACUGAAAGCCCGCAGAAGUCGUCCGUUGGUCGCGACUUAAGCCCUUUGUCGCUAGAGCUGAAGAAGGCGAAGGAGGAGGAGGACUUCUUGAAGAAGGAAGUUAAAAGAGCCCAGCUGCAGCAGGUGCGCGCUCGAACCGAGGCGUUGAGGGCAAGACUUUCGGAGAGUGAUCCAGAUGGGGCGGUGAAAACUCCGGAGCCCAAAGUGCCUGCAAGCGUCAGCCCGCCGCCCAAAACACCAGCACCGGCAAGCAGCCCUGGCCCUUCGAGCACGCCACCACUGCCCAAGUCCCUUCCAGCAGUCGCUGUCACCCCACCGGCCCAGCUCAACAGGAGCAGCCCUCUAGAAGCAAGCAGCCAAGGGAGCAGUGAAGCUGGAGAGAAAGGUGACGAAGACAAGAAAAAGGCGGCAGCGGCGGCAUUGCAGACUGUGCGCCGUCUAACGACAAAUCCACACAAAUGCACCUUGGAGAUUCUCGAGCAGUGGCGAAAUGGUGGUGAAAGCCGCAAGAACAUUGUGCAGCUGUUCUUCCAGAACGGAUGCGAUGUUACCAAGACCACCGUCAGCUUCAUCCUGAAAGACAUCAUGAUGGAGCCUAUUUCUAAGCAAGAGAAGAAGAAGAAGGAGGCAUUGACUGAAGAGCAGGUUUAUGCCCACUACGCCCCGAAUCAAGAGAAAGCGAAGAUGGCGAUCCACUUUGCUGUGCAGGAAGGCCGCAGGUAUCUCAGUUUCAGAGAUGAUCCGAACUUCCGCGUGGGAUCUGGGCACAAGCUCUUCAACAUCUUUACUGAGAUGUCUGAGACGGAGCUUUUUGAGAAGCGCCGAGAGAUCGAGGCGAAUGUCCGCUCGCUGGCUCAGGAUCAACGACCACUUGCGAGACAGCUCUUUCAAGAGAUGCACCCUAGCUGCAAAGCAGAUAUUCGAGAAAUAAUGUGUUUCGAUCUUUGCCACUCUAAGCAACUUGUACCCCCAAGAAUCAAAAUGUAA
This is a messenger RNA of Symbiodinium sp. CCMP2592, 1470 nucleotides long. NCBI's taxonomy places the organism in Eukaryota, Dinophyceae, Suessiales, Symbiodiniaceae. The record is from the annotation of a GenBank genome assembly.